AUGGCACGCCAUGGAGAUGCGGUGCUUGCGGGAGAUGCGGUGCUUGCGGGAGAUGGGGUGCUUGCGGGAGAUGAUCAUGCUCUCAAUCUCACAGCACCCUGUGAUGCCGAGAAGCGGCACCACGAGCAGAGCGUGGACGUGGUUGAUCCGCUGCCACGUCCCGUCUGGCACAUCAUCUUCCGCCUCCUGCUGCUGCCACCCUCACUCUCCUCCCACUCUCACAAUCCAGCACUCGUCUGCAAUACUUCUCCCCGCACCCACCCACCAGAGCGUGGACGUGGUUGA
Messenger RNA from Closterium sp. Naga37s-1, 285 nucleotides. The record is from the annotation of a GenBank genome assembly. Lineage: Eukaryota; Viridiplantae; Streptophyta; Zygnematophyceae; Desmidiales; Closteriaceae.